GUUUCACAGGAGUACCAGGACGACUCAGGAGAGGGCGAGGUCAGCAACGAUAUCCCUAUAAUCGCUAACGACAAGCGAGCGUCAAACCUGGGCAACCGAGUGAGUAUCUUAAUUACUGUAGCCCCCCCCCCCCCCGCCAAGCAACCUCAGGUAGACCAUUACGUUAAUUCUCGCUAUAACUUACGUGUUUACGUAAUCAUGAGUAAUGUGCUCACUGUCAGGGAAAAGUCACAUUAUGCAUCUUUCCUUCUUCUUACUGCUCUACCUUGUUCCUUAUAUUGUCUGCCCUUAACUGUAACAUUAUUUCCUAACUACAGUGUAUUAAUACGAAUAACCAGCAACUUCAAUCUAUUCUCUGGUGCUGUGGUUAGUUUAUGA
Molecule: messenger RNA, 378 nt
Organism: Homalodisca vitripennis (glassy-winged sharpshooter)
Lineage: Eukaryota; Metazoa; Arthropoda; Insecta; Hemiptera; Cicadellidae
Exons: 3
Source: RefSeq, a predicted model, not a curated record